GCGGUGAUGUGAUGGCAGCUGCCAGUGUGAGUCGACCCGGCGGUUUGCCGAACUCAGAGAAAUCCCAGCUCACCUUAAAAGUGUUAUCAGCGAGGCCUCAGUCUCCGAAGCUCCCGGCUCGUCUGGCACGUGGCAGCUCGUUCGUGGAGGUGACGGCUGAUGGUCUGAGCACUGAGACCAAGAAAACCUGCAAACGCAGUGGAACCGACCUGCAGUGGAACGAAGACCUCACACUUAACGUGACUCCUCAGAGCCGGUUGGACCUGAAGUUGUGGAGUUGUCACCCUCUAAGGAAGGAGCUCCUGGGCAGUGCCACCAUCGACCUGCUGGACACACUGCGCACUCACCACGGGAAAAUGGAGAACGUGGAGCUCAGUCUGGAGUUACAGAUGGAGAAUAAAGGCUCGGUUGUGUCGGGUGGAGAGCUGAACGUCUGUUUGGACGGCUUGGUUGUUGAUCUGGGAUCACUGCCCAAUCAGGGUGCAGAAGCUGACAAGAUGCUGCCGAUGGAGUAUGCCAGCCUUCUCAGGACUCAGGGCUCAGAGACGACUGGCUCGACCAACAGCCCCCGCAGAAAUCUGAGAGCAGUAGGUAUAGAUUCUCCGGGAGCUUCAAGAGGACCAGCACUCACUAAUGGAGACACAAACACAGACUCAACAAACCAUGACACAGAUAAAGGUAAUCCUGCAGCAGAAGAAAAUGGGCGUGGCCAGAACACCCCACCAUCACCAUCACUCAGACCAGAUGCCCCUCCCACUGACACCUCUGCCCCACCUCCAUCUGUGGAUUCAGCCCCUCCUACACAGGACCAAAACACACAGCCAGCUGUGGAGGAUUUACCUGCAGGUUGGGAGCAGAGAGUGUUGCCUCAUGGCCGAGUGUACUACGUGGACCACAAUACCAAGACCACCACAUGGGAGAGACCCCUCCCCCAGGGGUGGGAGAAGCGUGUGGAUCAGCGUGGACGCUUUUACUACGUUGACCACAACACUCGGACGACGACGUGGCAGCGGCCCACAGCCGAGUCGGUCAGGAACUUUGAGCAGUGGCAGAGUCAGCGUAGUCAACUACAGGGGGCCAUGCACCUGUUCAACCAGAGAUACCUGUACCAGUCGUCUGGAGCGCCGGUUGAGAAUGAUCCUCUGGGUGCUCUUCCUCCAGGAUGGGAAAAGCGCCAGGACAAUGGCAGAGUUUAUUUUGUCAAUCACAACACACGCACCACGCAGUGGGAGGAUCCUCGAACCCAAGGGAUGAUCCAUGAGCCCCCACUGCCCCCUGGCUGGGAGAUGAAAUACACUGCUGAGGGUGUGAGAUACUUUGUGGAUCAUAAUUCUCGCACCACUACCUUCAAAGACCCGCGUCCGGGAUUUGAGUCAGGCUCACGACAGGGUGGAUCUCCAGGUGCAUAUGACCGAAGUUUCAGAUGGAAAUAUCAGCAGUUCCGUUUCCUGUGCCAUUCCAAUGCUUUGCCCAGUCAUGUGAAGAUUUCAGUUUCCAGGCAGACUCUGUUCGAGGACUCAUUCCAGCAGAUUAUGAACAUGAAGCCGUAUGACCUGCGGAGGAGGCUGUACAUCAUAAUGAGAGGAGAGGAGGGGCUCGACUACGGCGGCAUCGCUAGGCAAUGGUUCUUCCUGCUGUCCCAUGAGGUGUUGAACCCGAUGUACUGUCUGUUUGAAUAUGCCGGUAAAAAUAACUACUGUCUGCAGAUAAACCCCGCCUCCUCCAUAAACCCUGACCACCUCACUUACUUUCGCUUCAUUGGACGCUUUAUCGCCAUGGCACUGUAUCAUGGGAAGUUUAUCGAUACAGGCUUCACUCUGCCCUUCUACAAGCGCAUGCUGAAUAAAAAACCCACGCUGAAGGAUCUGGAGUCCAUCGACCCAGAGUUCUACAACUCCAUCCUCUGGGUCAAGGAAAACGAUGUGGAGGAGUGUGGAGUCGAGCUGUAUUUUGCACAGGACAUGGAGAUUUUGGGAAAGGUGUCCACGCACUCACUGAAGGAUGAUGGUGAGAAUCUCCUGGUCACCCAGGAGAACAAGGAGGAGUACAUCAGUUUGCUGACAGACUGGCGGUUCUCGCGGGGAGUGGAGGAACAGACCAAAGCAUUUCUAGAUGGCUUUAAUGAAGUCGUUCCACUCGAAUGGCUCCGUUACUUCGAUGAGAAGGAGCUGGAGCUGAUGCUGUGUGGGAUGCAGGAGAUUGAUCUGAGCGACUGGCAGAAAAACACCAUCUAUCGCCAUUACACCAAGAACAGCAAACAGAUCCACUGGUUCUGGCAGGUGGUGAAGGAGAUGGACAAUGAGAAAAGGAUUCGACUGCUGCAGUUUGUCACAGGAACCUGCCGGCUGCCUGUGGGAGGAUUCUCCGAGCUGAUAGGGAGUAACGGACCACAGAAGUUCUGCAUCGACAAAGUGGGCAAGGAGACAUGGCUGCCGAGGAGCCACACCUGCUUUAACCGCCUGGACCUGCCGCCGUACAGGAACCUGGAACAGUUGCGUGAGAAGCUUCUGUUUGCCAUCGAGGAGACCGAGGGCUUCGGUCAGGAGUGAGGGCGCAGACUGAGAGGAGGAAACACCAAGCUACACUCCUGAGAUCGGGACAAGACCACAGACAAAUAUAUCGCUUUUACACCAUAAACACAGGAUCUUAGCACUCUUUACAUUCAUUUACGCUAAUUUAAAAUAUAACUAUUACAAUUUUAUUUAUGUAGCACUUUUUAAAAGACCAAACUUUACAGAAUGAAAUGUGCAAAUCACAUAGAAAAACAGUAAAGUGCUGAAAAGCCUUUAAAACCAUUACCACGGCAACACUUCCCGGACCAAAAAUCUUAGGCUUUGUCCCUUUAAGCCUCCAGUAGAUGGCGCCCCAGCUCCUCCAUCCCAUUGUGGGGGGCUCAGCAUCACAACCUUUUAAAUAAAAUGAUUAUAGAUAUAACUCACAGUGAACACAUCGCACCUGGAGACACCACGAGCCUCGUACACACCGACAGAGCGGGGAAGACUAGUGUGUACGUCUCACACACACACAAACACACACACACACACCCAUAGAUCAAAUUGUGUGUGGUGAUCUGGUGUAACCAUGGCAACCAGCAGUGACCUCAAGUUAGGGGGUGUGAACGCAGGUGAAGCGGGUAAAAUGAGCGACACAGAGAGAGAGAGAGUGUGUGUGUGUGUGAGUGUGUGUGUGUGAGUGUGUGUGUGGGUGCACACUAAAAAGGAACAUGAUUUUAUUCCUAAGUUUUGUAUUUGAUUUGUGUUAAUUGUGAGACGGUGUGUGUUAAUGUACAGAGAGUGUGUAUGUGAGCAUGAGGAGAGGAGAGGAGUGUGUGAGU
Hemibagrus wyckioides is the source of this 3334-nucleotide messenger RNA. RefSeq names its product WW domain containing E3 ubiquitin protein ligase 2 (gene wwp2). The record is from RefSeq and is a predicted model, not a curated record. The transcript has 23 exons. Gene Ontology annotation, biological process: ubiquitin-dependent protein catabolic process; protein K63-linked ubiquitination; negative regulation of transcription by RNA polymerase II. Lineage: Eukaryota; Metazoa; Chordata; Actinopteri; Siluriformes; Bagridae. The coding region runs from base 12 to 2549 and encodes 845 amino acids. Gene Ontology annotation, molecular function: ubiquitin protein ligase activity; protein binding.